This is a messenger RNA of Kogia breviceps (pygmy sperm whale), 1572 nucleotides long. It is a transcript of the gene C1RL, whose product is annotated as complement C1r subcomponent like. Gene Ontology annotation, cellular component: extracellular region; blood microparticle. NCBI's taxonomy places the organism in Eukaryota, Metazoa, Chordata, Mammalia, Artiodactyla, Physeteridae. The record is from RefSeq and is a predicted model, not a curated record. Gene Ontology annotation, molecular function: serine-type endopeptidase activity. Gene Ontology annotation, biological process: complement activation; zymogen activation.
AUGCCCGGGCUCAGAGUGGGGGAAGUGUCUCUGGGGAAGCCCCAUUCCACUCGCUGCCCAGGCAACGCGCCCCAGGCCCCAGCCAUGUGGUCUCAUCUGCCCUCGCCCACCCCCGGGUGGUGGCUGCUCCUCUGGGGAGUCCUCCAGGCUUGCCCUUCGCAGGGCUCCGUGCUCUUGGCCCAGCCGCUGCCCCAGAAGCUGAUGUCCCCAGGGUACCCGGAACCGUAUGUCAAAGGCCAAGAGAGCUCCACGGACAUGGAGGCUCCAGAGGGCUUUGCCGUGAGGCUCGUCUUCCAGGACUUCGACCUGGAGCCAUCCCCGGACUGUGAUCUGGACUCCGUCACGAUCACAGCCAGUGGAAUGGAUCCCAGCCGGUUCUGUGGGCAGCAGGGCUCCCUGCUGGGGAACCCCCCUGGUCAGAGGGAGUUUGUGUCCUCAGGGAACAGUUUGCGGCUGACCUUCCGUGCACCCGCCUCUGAGGACAGGACCCCGGGACUCCACAAGGGCUUCCUGGCCCUCUACCAAGCCGUGGGUAUGAAUCAGAGUCAGCCCAUCAGCCAGGCCAGUGGGGGCCCUGAGGCCAUCAACACACCUGGAAACAACUCCACUGAGAUCCAGAGCCACUGCCAGGAGCCCUAUUAUCAGGCUAUGCCCGCAGGGACACUCACCUGCACCGCCCAGGUGCCCUGGAAGCUGACACAGGAAAGGGAGGAGGUUCCUCGCUGUGUGCCUGUCUGCGGACGGCCAAUCGUCCCCAUCGCCCAGAACGGGGAGCUCGUUGGUGCCUCCAGAGCUGAGCUGGGCAACUUCCCCUGGCAGGCCCUGACCAGCAUCUACGGCCGAGGGGGCGGGGCCCUGCUGGGCGACAGGUGGAUCCUCACCGCCGCCCACACCAUCUACCCCAAGGACGGCAUCUUCCUCGGGAAGAAGCGGCGCGCCGAGGUGUUCCUGGGCCACACGGACGUCGACGAGAUGCUGGAGCUGGGCGGCCACGAGGUUCGCCGCGUGGUCGUGCACCCAGACUACCGCCCGGACCAGACCCACAACUUCCACGGGGACAUCGCCCUCCUGGAGCUGCGGCACAGUGUCCCCCUGGGCCCCCACCUCCUCCCGGUCUGCCUGCCCGACCGCAAGGCCCUGUACCGCCCGGGCCUGGUGGGCUACGUCAGUGGCUUUGGCGUGGAGAACGGCUGGUUGACCACGGAGCUGAAAUACUCCCGGCUGCCCGUGGCCCCGAGGGCGGCCUGCGAGGCCUGGCUCCGGGAGAAGCGGAGGACCGAGGUGUUCUCCGGCGGCAUGUUCUGCGCCGGGGACAGCACGCGGCCGCAGGGUGUCUGCCAGGGGGACAGUGGUGGUGCCUACGUGGUGUGGGACGAUCGUGCCCGUCGCUGGGUGGCCACGGGCAUCGUUUCCUGGGGCAUUGGGUGUGGCAAGGGGUACGGCUUCUACACCAAAGUGCUCAACUACGUGGACUGGAUCAGAGGAGUGAUGGGCGGGAAGGAUGACCCCGGGCUGCUGAGCGGCGGCGCCCACCGUGGAGCCCAGACGGGAGAGGGGUGGCUUGGGGACUGA